Astyanax mexicanus (Mexican tetra) is the source of this 2525-nucleotide messenger RNA. RefSeq lists its product as uncharacterized. The transcript has 19 exons. The record is from RefSeq and is a predicted model, not a curated record. Bases 114 to 2336 code for a protein of 740 amino acids. Lineage: Eukaryota; Metazoa; Chordata; Actinopteri; Characiformes; Acestrorhamphidae.
AUUAGUGAGGCUCACCUGUCAGGUGUGUGGGUGAAUCGUGAAGCUGUAGUGAAGCUUUAGAUUGUGAAACGUUAUUUUCUGAUUUAUUAUAAUCACAUAAUUAAUUAUUAACGAUGAAUGAGAAGAAAAUGAUUCGUGUUUUUUGGUUUGUAUUGUUCUUUGUAACGCGCGUUGGCUGUGCAGUGGACGGCAUGUUUAAUAUUGGAUGCAGUGACCGUCAGUUCUGGCUGGUGGUGAAGUCUAAUUUUCUGGGCAGCAGGUUCAGGUUUGAGGUAGAGGAAGAAGGGUCAGGUGUGCGGCAGGUGUGGGGUCAGUGGGCGGCGGAGUGCGGAUACACCCUGCAGCUGGACUCCUGGGGUGACCUCACACUCCGGGUGUCUUACCUGGCCUGUGGCGUCCAGAACCAGGGAGACUCGGAGUUCCGGCUGAUGCUGUGGUUUGUGAAUGAAGGUGCUGCUGAAGAGGGAACUUCUCAGCAUCCUCUGCUGCUGUCCUGCAGACUGGAGGAACCCUGGCGGCCCAGAGAGGUCGUCUGUGAGAAGAACUACAUGGAGAUUUCUGUGGAGAAACAGCUUCCUCCUGAUAAUCAGAAGGGAACCGAGUGGGUCGCCCCCGGACCUGCAGAUGAUACACUGCGUGAAUUGCGUGUGUUAUUCCGAGUGCCUGAUCUCCGGGAACGCCUGAGCUCCGGCUGGCCUCCUCUAAAGGAGGAGAGUAUUCCGGGGCACCUGGUGCACCUGCUGGGCUACAGCAUCAACAUGACGACGUCCCGUAUCGUCCUGCGCUGCGCCUAUGGGUCCAGACUCGCAUAUACCCUGCAGGAUGGUAAUGUUACAGUGGAGAUAGUCAGCACCACCCUCCUGUACCGACACCAGUGGACCCUGCUCAGAGUGGACACAUCAGUGGCCUGCACCACCUCUCAGGGCAGUUCGGACGGGGCAGAUGUUAUCUGGAUGUUGCCCUGGUUGCUGCCCCCCCUGGUUCAGACCCCACUCAAACAGAAGAGUCUGAAGGUGGCCGUGGGCGGGUACUACAUCAGCCAGUGUGAGGCACGUGACCGCGGGUACAGGAUUCAGGACAACAACGACACCAUAGAGAUCCGCAUCCCGUUCGGAGCUGAUGGAGGACGCCUGAAGAGUGGUGUAACUGAAGGACAGUACUCUCAGCUGUACGAGGUGGACGUGGUGCUGCUGAGGGAAUGGGAGGAUUCUGCCUGGGGACGAACACAGCAGCGCACCUUCAGGACCCUCAGCACCAACCGGAAACUCCCCGUCAUCAUCACCGACCACACGGCGCCCUCUGGUGGAGAGCUGCUGGUGUCGGUGGGUGUGUUCCUGCCAGAUAUUCUUCUGGUGAACGUGAGCACAGCAGAUCAGGUGUUCACUUGGGAUGAAGCUGAGCGGAACUCUGUCCGUAUAUCUCAGGUUUCAUUCUCCAAUGGUACUCACUCUUACCUGCUGCAGGUUCCCUUCAGGCACCCACUCGUCACACAGAAGUAUGUGGGAGAAGGUUACAGCAGCUACUCCCUCUCGCUGCUGCUCUCCUUCCUGCUUUCCCCCGAUGGUCAGAUCUUCCACGUCCCGCUGAUCCUUCGCUCCACGCUGCAGGACGCAGUGGUGCCUUGGCUGGAGGGGGCGUGUUCAGACCGCGGAGUGCGAAUACAGGUGCAUUAUGGGAAUUUGCAGAAACAGUGGGGCGUGUAUGUGGGUGGAUUGAAGCUGCAGCAGCUGCUUCAGAACAGACAGUACAUCCUGGAUACAACCGAAGAGUCCGUCUCCAUAGAGAUCCCACUGUUCGCACCGGGGAUGGACUACAAGGGUCUGAGUCUGCAGGGACUGGAGGUCAGUGUUUGGGUCAGGUUGGUCCACGUAAAGACUAUGGAGGAGCUCUCGCACCUGCAGGAAUGUACCUUACCUGUGAAGGAGCUGCUGGUGUGUCUGCCGGAUGGUCAGAUGGUGGCGCUGUUGGACGUCUCUGGUGUUUUUCCUCCUGUGGAUCCUAAACGCAUGGUUCUGCUGGACCCGUCCUGCGGUCCACUGGACACUGACAGUUCCAGAGUGCUCUUCAGCUUCCCCUCAGGAUCCUGCGGUUCAGUAGUCACUCAUGCAGACGGUCAUGUGAUCUACGCUAACACAGCAAGGUACCUGCCUCCAGAUCCCGCCCAUGCCAGACUGCACCCGCACCUGUACAGCGUUCCUCUGAUGUGUGUGUUUCCUGAGAGCGGACCCUACAGCAUCUCCAUCUACAGACCUCGCUCUACAGCGCCCCCUACAGCACCCCUCAUUCCCAUACCCUACCCACACACUCCACACACACACAGCGCAGGUGAGAUUUAAAAUGGCUCCCCCUGCCUGCUGGAGGAUGAAGGAACGUCCAGCUACUUCUCUUGAAGUGUCACACUUACAACAUUACCAUGACGACAGCGCUGGACCCCAACAGGACAGUGAAAUGCGAUUGGUCGUCCCCGCAGUCAGGGGUUACUCAAUUAAACCAGUUAUUAAAUAAAGUUUGCUAUUUUUCAUGCA